UCGCUCGGCGCCAUGCGAGGCUUCGGGCCAGGUCUGACGGCGAGGUAUCUCCUACUUCUGCGUCCCCCGCUGCGGCCGCCACGGCCGCUCGGGUCCCGGCUGUCCAGCGGGCCGGCGGCGGCGGCCGGUGCCCUGGAGCGGGCCAUGGACGAGCUGCUGCGCCGCGCCGUGCCGCCGACGCCGGUCUACGAGCUGCGCGAGAAGACGCCGGCGCCCGCCGAGAGCCAGUGCGCGGACUUCGUGUGCUUCUACGGCGGCCUGACCGAGGUGGCCGAGCGGGCCGAGCUGCUGGGCCGCCUGGCGCGGGACUUCGGCGUGGACCAUGGCCAGGUGGCCGAGCAGAGCGCCAGCCUGCUCCAGCUGCGCCAGCAGCAGCGGGAGGCGGCCGUGCUGCUGCAUGCUGAGGACCGGCUGCGCUACGCGCUGGUGCCCCGUUACCGCGGCCUCUUCCAUCACAUCAGCAAGCUGGACGGCGGCGUGCGCUUCCUGGUGCAGCUGCGGGCGGACCUGCUGGAGGCGCAGGCCCUCAGGCUGGUGGAGGGGCCAGACGUCCGGGAAAUGAGUGGGGUGCUGAAAGGCAUGCUCUCAGAGUGGUACUCUGCCGGGUUCCUGAGCCUAGAACGCGUCACCUGGCACUCAUCCUGUGAAGUGCUUCAGAAAAUCAGUGAGUCUGAGGCCGUGCACCCCGUCCGCAGCUGGAUGGACAUGAAGCGCCGCGUGGGGCCCUACCGGAGGUGCUACUUCUUUUCCCACUGUUCAGUCCCCGGGGAGCCCCUGGUGGUUCUGCACGUGGCCCUGACCAGCGACAUCACCAACAACAUCCAGGCAAUAGUGAAGGAAUGCCCUCCAUCAGAAACAGAGGAGAAGAGCAGAAUUGCUGCUGCCAUCUUUUACUCCAUCAGUUUGACCCAGCAGGGACUGCAGGGGGUAGAGCUGGGGACAUUCCUGGUGAAGCGUGUCAUCAAGGAGCUGCAGAAAGAAUUUCCUCACCUGGGGACAUUUUCCAGUCUGUCUCCUAUACCUGGGUUCACCAAGUGGCUUCUGGGGCUUCUGCACUCACCAACCAAAGAGCUUGGGCGGAACGAACUGUUUACAGAUUCAGAAUGUAAAGAACUAUCAGAACUCACUGGUGGCCCCAUCACUGAGACUCUCAAGGGUCUUCUGGGCAGCAGUGAAUGGGUGAAGUCCGAGAAGCUGGUGCGGGCGCUGCAGACCCCGCUGAUGCGGCUGUGCGCCUGGUACCUGUAUGGGGAGAAGCACCGGGGCUACGCUCUGAACCCUGUGGCCAACUUCCACCUGCAGAACGGGGCAGUGCUGUGGCGCAUCAACUGGAUGGCCGACACCAGCCUAAAGGGCCUUAGCGGCUCCUGCGGCCUGAUGGUCAACUACCGCUACUACCUGCAUGAGACGGGCUCCAACAGUACCGCCUACCUGGGCUCCAGGAACAUCAAGGCCUCCGAGCAGGUGCUCAGCCUGGUGGCCCAGUUCCAGAAGAACAGCAAGCUCUAGGAGGAACCCUCCCCUAAAGCACAUGCGUCUGGCCCAGGGCUGGGAAGAUGAAAACAUCACGGACAGGGCAGGUCGUGUGUCAGAGGGAGCUUUCUGAGUAAAGCCGCGGUGACCUGUCCUCUUGCCCGCAGGGUUGUGCGGUGAGGACGGGUCUUCACUUCCACUGUGCUGGGAAAGAGGCGCUGCCUGGCAUGGACGGGGCUGGAUGCAGGUGGACACAGACCGGCGGGUCAGUGUGCUCCCCAGAAGGGUCUGCCGAGGCCUUCGGCCUGAUACCUGCCCAGGGCGGGUGCUGUGGCAUCUCCAGCCUCAGGCUCUAUAGUUCUCAUACCAGACAGGUCAGUCGGCCUCCUGAGGACCAGGGCCAGUGGCCCAGAAGAGAGCAGAUUUUACCUGGAGCUUCUAGAAUGUAAUUUGGUGAUGAUUGCUUUAGCCGUUUCUCUCCACUUAAUAAAAAGGGACAUAGGGCUCUGCUACACUUUACCAGUUAAACUCUGAAGUUCAUAAAUAUAUGAAAGGGUUUGUGAUUCUGCACAAAUAUAGCACAGAAGCUGCUGCUGGAGCUGGGCUGACAGGGAUUCACAUUCAUAAUGGACUGCAUAGUAAGGAACAAGUCUGUUCUGCAAAGCGGUAAACGUGUGAUCAUUUAACUGAGGUUGACUUUAAGAUAAGAGGCUGGCAAGGCUGGAGUCAGCUCUGAGGUGUCAGCUGCGCCGUGGUCCCCAGCUGGAGCUGUGGCGAUUGUGUUCUGGGAAGGGGCCAAGGGUACAGGAUGAGGACAAAGAUGAGGGAUGGCCGUGGCUGUGGGAGGAAGGGAAGCGUGUGUCAGCACAAGUGCCUCCAUGUCUGCGUGUGCAAGCGUCUGUACACACACACGUGUCUGUGGUUGCAGUGCCCUCCUGUCCUCAGGCAGACGGGUCGUCCCUUCCUUCAUUUCUCAUCUUUAAGACCCUGAGGGCACUAAAUUCUCACCAUCCCAGGUCCUUCUCUGCCAUCUCCCAUGUCUGACACGUGGCCUCAUAACAGGGGUGUGAUGGUCGUCACUGGUGGAAGCUGUCUUAUGCCUCCUCCAGAGCCCUGGACCGCCUCUGAAGGCCCUGGGGAUGAGGCUCAGAGGAGAGAGGGCCAUGUGGCCUGGCAGGCACACCCACCCCGUCAUUGUUACAGAUGUCCCUGCAGCCCGACUUUGGCCCCCACCAUGACACUGGCCUGAGUGAGGGUUCUGUGAUCUGUCGUCCCCUUAUUUGGAUAUUAAAAUGGUUGCUGCUUUUC
This is a messenger RNA of Otolemur garnettii (small-eared galago), 2781 nucleotides long. It is a transcript of the gene MLYCD, whose product is annotated as malonyl-CoA decarboxylase. NCBI's taxonomy places the organism in Eukaryota, Metazoa, Chordata, Mammalia, Primates, Galagidae. The record is from RefSeq and is a predicted model, not a curated record. Gene Ontology annotation, cellular component: mitochondrial matrix; peroxisomal matrix. Gene Ontology annotation, biological process: malonyl-CoA catabolic process; acetyl-CoA biosynthetic process; positive regulation of fatty acid oxidation. Gene Ontology annotation, molecular function: malonyl-CoA decarboxylase activity. The transcript is spliced from 5 exons. The coding region runs from base 13 to 1509 and encodes 498 amino acids.